UACUAUCAUCUACUCAACUUGAUCUUGCUUAGCUCGUAUCGAGAGCCAGAGCAAGGAGUCGUAUCAACGACGCAUCCCACACAAGUCCUGAACGCUGCCCGCCAAUAUCACAGACUCAGAAGGAUAGAGGAUAAUCUCCAAAGAAUACACUCAGCCAGAGACACACAUGACACAGCGGCCGGAUUCACAGUAUGGGCUUGAGCGUAGAAUCCGAAGUC
Molecule: messenger RNA, 218 nt
Organism: Mycena citricolor
Lineage: Eukaryota; Fungi; Basidiomycota; Agaricomycetes; Agaricales; Mycenaceae
Source: the annotation of a GenBank genome assembly